AGCUGGGUUAGCUUUAACGCAAACAGAGCGCGCACUUGCUAGUUAGCUAAAUAGGUAACGUUACCCAGCUGAAUAAGAUGAACAAUGCCGCCGUGGGUGAGGAAUCAAAAGUAAUCUUCUGGACAGCUUCCUUGCGGCCCCACUGUCAAACCACGAUGAUUACCAGAAGAAGAGGGCGCGUUGUGAACAACACAGAGGUGCAUCCUCAGGAGGUUGAAGUGGUAGAUGUUGUGGAAACUGUCGAAGAUCUCCCAUGUCCAUAUGAGGGGUUCCCAGCUGACGAUAUUAACACCGCUGGAAUUGAGCUAGAUGACCUGUUUGGAAUUGAAGACUUAAAAUGGACACUUGAAAGAAAUACUACGUCCUCGCUCUUCGAUAUUGAGUUGGCGGAUCUUGGCGUGUGCAGUGCCAAAGACCAAGAUUCCGAGAUCGAUGUUUCAACCGCCUCAUCUCCAGAGAGAAUGUCAUCCGACUCGAAGAUUAACAACAGGAAAAACCAGUCAAGUCACAUGAUCAACAAAAAUGCCAUCGCUGCCAGAUUGAAUCGUCUCAGGAAGAAAGAAUAUGUAGACAGCUUGGAGAAGAAAGUUGGCAUCCUGUCGUCAGAAAACAACGUGCUCAAACAGGAAAAUUCUCAGCUGACUAAGAGAGUGGAAGAGUUGGAAGAUGAGACCAGGUACCUGAGAGCUGUGCUGGCCAAUGAGAGCAUGUUAGCCCAGCUCUUGUCCAGGCUGAGCGGUGUGAAUGGGAUGAAAUUAUCUUCUUCGCUUUUCCAGGGGCCCGACUCGAACGACCAUGACUAUGCCUUACCCAGGAAGCGUGUGAAAGUGGAGGAGAAAGAGACAGCCGGUGGCGUGUGUCUGCAUGUGGACAAGAACCACGUCUCAGUGGAGUUCUGCACCAAGUGUGCAGAGAGUGCAAGCACGUCGCUCAAAAUGUAGGGUCAAGUACUUAUCUCUGUUUUCAGAUUUUGAGACUGAACUUGCUAUGACUCUGUACUGAACUUCUUGAGGGUUGGAUGAACACUGUUGAAUUAGUUUAAGAUUACCUAAGAACUGCUCAAUGUGCAUGUGUAUUUUGUGAAAUGAUGGAUUGAAUACACGUUACUGCUAAACCUUGUUGACAGUUUCUUCUAGGUAAUGGUUGAUCCACCAUGCGGGAUGAGUGGCUUUCUGAACAUCUUUACCCGCUUGACUCCAUGUGGAUUCUGCUGGUGGAAGGGGAAGAGGCUGGACAAGCUGCUGCCAACGUGGCCUGGUAUUUUUUUAAAGGUAGUAUCGGUAACAAAUGGUAUACGUAAUUAUAUUUUACCAAUACUCCACAACAUCUGUAGCUCUUGUCAGCGUCAACUCAUGCAUUGAUGUGCUUGACUGCUGCUGCUCCAUUACUAGAGAUGCUAUCAGAGGCUUAAUAGCCUCAUCAUGUCUUGAUAUAUUGGAAUGUAUUAUUUAAAUGCAUCCAAAAUUAUCUGAAUAAGUGGUGAAAUUGCCAGUUUUGUGUAAUUAAAUGUAAAUGUGUAUAUAACUUUGAAUACAUUUUGUUUGAGGCAAAUGGCCUUGAUGUUGGACAAAUAAAUCAUAUUUUCAUUAUGUUUGAGUU
Messenger RNA from Sander lucioperca (pikeperch), 1599 nucleotides. It is a transcript of the gene crebzf, whose product is annotated as CREB/ATF bZIP transcription factor. Gene Ontology annotation, biological process: regulation of DNA-templated transcription. Bases 78 to 941 code for a protein of 287 amino acids. The record is from RefSeq and is a predicted model, not a curated record. Lineage: Eukaryota; Metazoa; Chordata; Actinopteri; Perciformes; Percidae. Gene Ontology annotation, molecular function: DNA-binding transcription factor activity. The transcript has 3 exons.